AUGUCUGAAAUAGCACUUGAUGGUAUCCCAGGCUUACAAGAUGCUGUUGAUCAAAAGCGACCAAUUCCGUAUAAGAACUUGGCGGUCGGGGCAUUCAUGAACAUUUUCCAAGGCAAGUCUACCACUCAUGAUUAUCCCAUGGAAGUACUCAAGACCCAUCUAGCUGCAAAUCGAACAGACACCUUAAGACAGGCAGUUCAAAAGACUUGGGCUCGCGGAAAUGUUACGGCUUUUUAUCAAGGACUUAUUCCAUGGGCGUGGCUGGAAGCCUCCACUAAAGGUGCCAUUCUGGUAUUAGUAUCAACAGAGGUAGAGUACCAAGCUCGCACAAAGCUUAGCACCUCACCAACGCUUUGUGGUGUUCUCGGUGGUAUCACUGGAGGCGUCACACAGUCUUAUCUCACAAUGGGAAUGACAACAUGCAUGAAGACGGUCGAGGUAACCCGAACCAAAAUUUCUGUUGAAGGUGCCAAGGUACCAGGAACGAUGGAUACAUUCUUCCAUAUUCUGCGUGAAAAGGGAAUUCGAGGUGUGAACAAGGGUGUCAAUGCCGUCGCCUUGCGACAAGUGACUGGUUGGUCGUCCAGAAUCGGCAUUUCUCGCUUUGCCGAAGAAAGUAUUCGAUCUGUAGGUGGGAGAGACAAGAACGAAAAGCUCAAAUUUGGCGAGAAGAUCUUGGCAUCAACAAUUGGUGGUGCGCUCAGUUGCUGGAACCAGCCAUUUGAAGUCCUCCGUGUGGAAAUGCAAUCUAUGAAAAGUGAUCCCACGCGCCCGGGGAUUAUUCCGUGGGGGUUCGGCGACACGGUGAAGGAUAUGGUAAACCGCACAUGA
This is a messenger RNA of Penicillium cosmopolitanum, 831 nucleotides long. RefSeq names its product mitochondrial DNA replication protein. Gene Ontology annotation, cellular component: mitochondrion. The coding region runs from base 1 to 831 and encodes 276 amino acids. Lineage: Eukaryota; Fungi; Ascomycota; Eurotiomycetes; Eurotiales; Aspergillaceae. Gene Ontology annotation, molecular function: tricarboxylate secondary active transmembrane transporter activity. The record is from RefSeq and is a predicted model, not a curated record. Gene Ontology annotation, biological process: mitochondrial citrate transmembrane transport; alpha-ketoglutarate transport. The transcript has 7 exons.